This is a messenger RNA of Mesorhabditis spiculigera, 2499 nucleotides long. The record is from the annotation of a GenBank genome assembly. Lineage: Eukaryota; Metazoa; Nematoda; Chromadorea; Rhabditida; Rhabditidae.
AUGGACAACGACGACGACUGCCGCGCCGACGCCUCCCCUGCCGGAUGUUUUGGCGGGCUCGCCAGGGCUCCUGCGGGGGAAGCCCUCCAUCGCAAGCUGCCUGAUGGUGUCGACGGCUCGGACGAUCGCAACCAGCACGGACAGCCGAACCAAGACCACGACAACUCCGAGCACCACCGCGUCACUAUGCCGCAGCGCCAAGCAACCGGUCCCCCUCGCGAGCCCGCCAGGGCGCGGGUUAGCUGGAAGGAAGCAGCAGCUGUUCCUGGAGAAAAACCGUGCCGUUUCUGCGGCCUCGAGGUACGAUCUUUCCUCGCCACGUGUACGGAAUGUGAUGAAUCAUUCUGUGGAGCGAAGGGACUUCUUGACAAGACACAUGUCGCCGCCCAUAACCACCAUUGGCACCAUCAUGUGUUCUUGCUCUCGUGCGGCCGGCGGAUCGAAUACGCGUGCGAUUGGUGUGGGACGGAAGGGACCAGCCCAACGGACAGCGUACUUCCCGAACCACCCGCCGAGUUUCAACAAGGGCUUCAUCAGCUGACACAGCCUGAAGUUAAAAAACUGACGAAGUCGAAGCUUCGCCUGCCUCGCAAGUCCCACUGUGAUCGUCGGCCCAACCAGAACCUCCCGCCUAACCAAUCCACGGAGCUGAAGGUUGUCUGCGAAGAGGAAGAACAGCACACGCCUGGAAGGGAAUUUGCUACUCCGGAUGCAUAUGCGCAAUGUUUCACCCGACUGCUUGAAUGGAACCGAGAAGCAGAGGAGGCGCGGGUUGCCGCUCAAGCGCAAGAUGUUUACAAUGUGAUAUGGUUCUACGACGAGGAGAACCAGCCGUGCGCACGCUUCAAGCUGCCGUUGUAUGAUGAGUUAGGGAUGCGGUUGGCGAUCGGCGACCAGCUUGAGUUAUAUGGGAAGAUCGUCGACGGCUGCUUGAGUCGUCGUGACAAGGGUAUCGUCACCAAGGCUCCAGUCGAUGCCACGGACUACGUCGUGAUCCAUCUCGAGCACGGCUACACGCCGGGAGAGUCAGAGAAGCACUGGCGCUGCGUCGUGCUCUUCGACGACUCCACUUACAAGAGGACGACGGCAGCGCUUCAGCAAUUCCGGGAUUCUGAUUCCCUGAAUCCGGAAAUCCAAGCGCUCAUUCUAGGAAACACCACGACCACGCAAGUCACUGAGCUGCCCCAUGACUUCUCCACAACUGCAUCAACAUCGCUGAACGACAGCCAGCUCCAGGCGAUUCAGCUCGCGGCCACCCACCGUCUAUCGCUGAUCCAGGGGCCGCCGGGGACCGGAAAAACUACAACUUCGGCACAGUUGGUCCAGAAGCUGCGCCGUCUUUUCGGACAAAUGGUGCUGGUCUGUGCCCCUUCUAACACGGCUGUCGACACCUUGGCUGCUCGGAUCGCAGCAACCGGCCUCACAGUUAUCCGCUUUGUAUCGAAGAGGCGAGACCCCGACACCGAUCCGCUCCGGCACCUGCGGUACGAGGAGAAGAUAAAGCACCACCGUUCGCGGAACAUCAACAUGGCGAGGUUCCACGAGCUACGCACUCAAAAAGAAAUCUCCGGCCUGGACCCCGCUCAAUGGAAAGAGUUUUCCCGAAUGGAGCGUCAAGUGCACUCAGAGAUCUUCGCAGUGACAGACGUCGUCUGUGCGACAUGCGUCGGCGCCGUCUCGCCGGUUAUCAGGGACCUACACUGCAAGAUCCUGCUCAUCGACGAGGCCACUCAAGGCACGGAGCCAGAGCUCCUGAUACCGAUGAUGCGAGGCAUCGAACGGCUCAUCCUCGUCGGCGAUCAUCGGCAACUGGGCCCUGUCGUUUUAUCCCAAAGAGCAGCGGCUGGCGGGCUGGCAACAUCCCUCUUUGAGCGCCUUCUCCAGCUCGGCCACCCCUCCACGAUGCUCAACGUCCAGUACAGAAUGCACGCUGCUCUUGCGGCCUUCCCCAGCACAGCAUUCUACGGCGGAAAACUGCUGAAUGGCGUCACGGAAGCCCAGCGCACCAGCCCCUCUUGGACGUGGCCAGCCGGACCCCAGAUGCCCUGCGCCUUCCUACAUCACGUGCAUCCCGAGGUCAAGGGCGAGCACGGGUCGGCAGCAAACCCGGGAGAGGCCGAACUCGUGGCGGGUCUGGUGAAGAUGCUGCUGCUGCAGCAUCGUGCGAGCGAUAUCGGCAUCAUCACCUCAUACGACGCGCAGCGCAGACUGCUGCGCAAAAACCUCGAGCUUGACCGCGCCUUCGAUGGGGUCGAACUACAGAACGUGGACGCCUUUCAGGGAAAGGAAAAGGAAUUCAUCCUGAUUUCCACCGUCCGCUCAAAUGCCCUGGGGUUCCUAAAUGAUGCGCGCCGACUGAACGUGGCCAUCACCCGAGCGAAGCGAGGCCUUAUUAUCUUCGGCAACGGCCAUCUGCUGAGCACGGAUCCGUUGUGGGCCGAACUUCUAAAGUACUACGAGAGGAGCGGCGUGAUCGUCGACGCCCAGCGACAUUCGCCC